Molecule: messenger RNA, 435 nt
Organism: Bipolaris maydis ATCC 48331
Lineage: Eukaryota; Fungi; Ascomycota; Dothideomycetes; Pleosporales; Pleosporaceae
Source: RefSeq, a predicted model, not a curated record
AUGCUUUUACAGCUUCUCCUUGUUGCCCUCGUAUGCUGCCCUAUCAGCGCAUACGCUAGCCCCAUCUCCCCCGUGUUUCAGCGACGACGCCCACUCGAGAGUUCGCCUGUCGAAUCACAACAUAGCCUAUCUGUCGAGGCCAUCAUUGGUAUAGCCGCCAUAGCCGUAGCCGUAUUGGGCAUAGCGCUUCCCCUCAUAUGGCCUAGCGUGAGGUCAUGGCCCUGUCGCUUACGCUUCCGUCUCAGUGCGGCCAGCUACAACUAUAACAUGCUAUUUCUUAACCGUCUGCCCCGAUGUGCAAUUCCAUCGCCGCCGCCGGUUACCAGUCAUGCGAGCGAUAGAGCAGCCGCGGCUGCGAUACCCCGAUCACAACGCGCAAGAUUCGAUCAUUCUGAACAACAUCGCGAGUUGAUGCGACGCGCCCUGACGUCCUGA